Molecule: messenger RNA, 1350 nt
Organism: Penicillium odoratum
Lineage: Eukaryota; Fungi; Ascomycota; Eurotiomycetes; Eurotiales; Aspergillaceae
Exons: 2
Coding region: 1-1350 (449 amino acids)
Biological process (GO): proteasome assembly
Molecular function (GO): proteasome binding
Source: RefSeq, a predicted model, not a curated record
AUGGCGCCUCCAAAUGGGCACCUGCUGCUCCCCAAGAUAUGGAGAGUAGCAAGGUUCGCCUAUGAGAAGGCCUCCAAGGCCAUAAGAGCCAAGUUACCCGAACCAACCCAUCAUACGCCACUGCGCUACGAACCAGUCUAUGCCCGGGUCAACAGACAGCCCAUUAGUCGGGCUGCCGCUAUCCGCCAGGCCCGCGGCCGUCACUUCUCGACUCGUGCAGCCGGUGCCUUUGCCUCGGCCAUUCGAGGUAUACAAGCGGAUGUCGGUACAUACAAGACCAGUCGCAUUGCUUCCAACAUCAGUCGACUGACUGCUCGCGCCCCUUUCGCAUCGACUCUCCGCCCCAAUUUAACUGGUGGCACACUGGGCCGCACGGCGGGAGGAUAUGCUAUCGGCGCUGGUCGUUUCGGUGGGGCCCGAUACUUCUCCCAUGGAGCCGCUGCCCCUGCCCAGGUCAUCCAGAAUGUGUCGCAGGGUGUGCGUGCAUUCUUCCUGUCCGGACAGAAGGUUCGAUUCGAUGGAGUUGAUCCCCGUACGGGCGAGAAGCGUUACAAGGCUGUCAGCGCUAUCCAGGACCAGGCCGGUCGAAACAUGGCCGCCAUUCCCCGCACUGCUCCCGGCUCGCAUAUCGACUUCCAGCUUUCACCUACCAUCACCGCCUUCGGUGUUCUGGCCGGUCUGGACAAGAAGAACGGUGUCGCUACUGGGAUGCAUUCGGAAGGUCUCAUGGAUGUCCUGUCUGCCGACUUUGCUCGUGCCCUCAAGGAAUUUGCUACUGUUUUGAAUGAUCUCAAGCGUUUGUCAACUCUGGGUGACAUGCCAAUUCUACUACACGAUCAAUCCACUAUUCGUGUCCGGUUCCCCGGGUGUGAUGCCCAGACUGUCGAGAGCCUUUGUGAUGAGGUUGGUGUCCAACGCGGUCGUAUUUUCCAGGAUGAGGACUUUGAUCUCCGCACCGGCGCCGAUCUAGCUCUGCUCUUCCCAUUCGCACCAAGUAUAGCCCCAUCAUCCAAUACCGAGGACUUUUUCGAGAAGCCCUCCAAAUCAAUUGGUCCUUCCACCAACGAUCUCGACUGGCACGCCAUGCUCACACCCGAGAGCAGUCCAUUCUCGCACAAGUCGCGAGACUCUGGCAAUGCCAUCAGUUUCGACGACAGUGAGCUAUUUGGCGAUAACCCAUGGACCUCCCCCAAGUCGGCGUACUCAAGCGUCAACAUAAGCGAGCUUGGGGAUCGUGCCUUUUUUCCAGAGAUGUCUAACUCCUGUGCUAGCUUCUCGGAAAGUGGAGGGUAUGAUGGUGCCGAGGGAAUUUACAGAUUUCUAGCCGAAUGCGAUAUGGCACGGCGCUGA